UCCUAUGUGAGGGGCUGGAUCUGAGACUUGCAAAGUAGCGCUGAUGAGCCACAGACCAGACAGCCUUUGGUAAUGAUGUUCCUGGAGGAGCAGAGUGCUGGGUCCUGGGAAGCAGGAGGAUGGGGUAUCAGUGACUGCUUAGGUUUCCCUACCUUCAGGAGAAGGACCCACCUACCUUGUGCUCCUACUCAGUGGUAUUCACAUGGAGAACAUGAUGACUCUGUUUUGAGCUGGACCUUGUGAAAGCAGCGUGGAGACCAAGGCAAAAGGAGGCCACUAGAUCCUAGAGCCAUGGAGCUUCCCAGUUACAGCAAGCAGUUGCUGCAGCAGCUGUACACACUCUGCAAGGAGCAGCACUUCUGCGAUUGCACCAUCUUCAUUGGGACUGUUCAUUUUAGAGCGCACAAGAUUGUUUUGGCUGCUGCCAGUCUGCUUUUUAAAUCCUUGUUGGAUAGCACAGGUACCAUCUCCAUUGAUGCUUCUGUGGUGAUACCUGAGGGGUUUGGGCUGUUGCUGGAGAUGAUGUACACUGGCAAACUCCCGAUGGGGAAACACGACUUCACCAAAGUCAUCUCUGUGUCAGACUGUCUGCAGAUGUUUGAUGUGGCUGUUAGUUGCAAAAACCUCCUUAGAGACCUCCUCAGCUGCUCCAGUCAGGAUCAGAUAUGAGAGGACUCCAGUGAGACAGCAGAGUCAUCUGGAAACAACACCGAAGCUGAUAAUCUGCCCCAGUCUGAAAAAAAUCCUGCAGAAGAAAAAACAGAUACCUUCGUGAUUGUUUCUCUCUUAGUGCUUUACCAGAGCUGUAGUGAGCAAAACUUUUCUAUCCAUGCAUGGAUUUGUGAGUCACAGUUUUCAUAUUACAGCCAAUGUGCUGGUUACAAACUGAUGUUUCAAUCACAUCAUGCUUUUUGUGAAUCCCUUCAAUUAGCAAAUAACUCAUCUUGUUUCUCUCACACAGCAGCAGAGAGCAAAAGCUGUAAACUGGAUUUCUUUCUCUGAUAUGAAAGUGUUUUCUCUGAGGCCCAUUCUAAUGCCCAGGCUGUGCUGAGAAGACUGGAAGAGUGCAGAGAAAUUGAUGCCUCUCAAAGGGAGGCUCUGGUUGCCUGUCUGGCAGAGGCAGGGGAACAGUCGGUGCUCACAAAGCCGUUGGGCAAAGGGAAGGAUGCACAGACCCUUGUGUCCUCACCGAAGCUGUUUCAAGAUGUGAAUCCCACGCUGAGAGCAGCCUUGCUGGAGAGGGAACAGGACAGUGGAGAAGCUCUGAAUCAAACAGAGAGCACGAAAGAGGGAGAGAUGCUGACUGCUCGUUUGCUGGGAUGCAGGGAGGAGCUGAUCCAGAGCGUGACACAGCUGAGCCCCAUCAUAGAGUUCCUGGAGGCAGCAGAAGAGGGAUUCCUGACCGCCCUGGAGAAGCGGUGUUUGAGAGGAGUGGCCACCAGUGAAAGCACAGCCACUGAGAUCAUCCUGCGGCACAUCAAGUGGAUCUUGGAGACCAUUAGGCAGAGAGCAGACCUGGAGGGCUUGGCUCCAGGGGAAGCAGGACAAAAAGCAGUAAAAGAGCUACCGAGUAUUUCUGCUCAGAAGGAAAGUUCUGAGGCCUCCCUGAAAGCAGCUCUGAGUGCAGCACAGGAGAAGUCUGUCCAGGCCAUCAAGAUCUGUCAGCUGCUGUACAAUGUCCGUGAGUCUUUCCCAGACCUGCAGCACCUUGGAGUUGAAACAGGAGUUGUUUUGUACACAGGGCUCUUGAUGGAAGGAAAUAGAGAGGAACCUGGGAUCAGGAAGUGGAAGGUGAACAGUGAGCCCCAAGCUGAAGCUCUGGACAAAGAAGAGGACGGCCAGGAACCGAAGGAACCACGAGGGAAAGUUUCUUCCAAGAAGAGUUUUAUCUGCAAAGCUUGUGAUAAGAGCUUCCACUUCUACUGCCUCCUAAAGGUGCACAUGAAAUGUUGUUGGGUGGCCAGAGGAAAGCAAAUCCUGUGUAAGGAGUGCACUGAAGUCAAAUCUACAAAGAAGGAGCUGGAGAAACAUCAGCUGGUGGUCCAUGGAGUGGUGGGGAUGGCCAAGAAGAAGAAGAGAUGUCUCCCUCUGACAGGUGGCAUCUAUGGCUGAGAGUUUGCUCAUGCCUCAGGUUCCCGUGGUGGAUUCACGGUGGCCCGUGGCGUGUUGGAAGCCACUCCAACAUUUCCUUUGGAAUAAUCCUACCCACAGCAUCAAACCACAGAGGCCUGAGCCACCACAGCCCAGAUUGUGCAGGUGAUUCAGACGUCAGAGGAAGGAGCAGCAGAACACAUCAUCUCUUUUGGAAGCCCAGGUUGCCGUCUCCCAAGUCUUUGUGACAUUGCCCGAAUCCCAGGUGAGGCAAGCUGGCUCGGAGCUGGUGACAGCGACUAUGGAGGACUUGUUUGAUGUCUGAUUCAUGAAGAAACCAAAGGAGAGUGAGCAGUGGGUGCCCACGUGUGGCACCUGGUAUCCACUGGAUUAGUUCAGGAUGGUGCUCUAGCUGGGAGAUUCAUAGUUUCCGUGGAAAAGCAAGUCUGGAUGGCAUGUAGCAAGCACGGCAUGGCCAAGGACAGGAGAGGUUUGUAGACCUUCACAAGGACCUGGGAAGUCUCACUGUCCCUGCAGUCAGCAGCUGCUGGUUUGGGUUUUUGGGAGCCAGCAACCAUAUGACCCUGCUGAAAUGUUGCGAAGUGCUGCAGCCUUUCUCUCCCUCAGCUGUGUGCAUGGUUUGUCCCCAGGGCUUUGCAGUGACAGUGAAAUGGAGGAAGCGUUAAGGUAACAUGCCACUGAAACCAGGAGUGACCAGGAGAUGGUGCUCGAGGUCUUGAGUAGUGCCAGUGGCCAGGUGAGUCUGCUCCUCUGAGGGCCAGCCCCAGCCCCUGGGCUGGCAGGCAGGGAGAGACCUUGAGCUGGUGCCAGGCUGCAGAGCACAGCACCAAGCCCCGGACAUCACUGCUUAAAGGAGAGCCUGAACCUGGGCUGUGCCCACCUGUGGAGAGAGCAAAACACAGGUGAUGCUGAGGUGAAGUGAUGAAAAAGCCUGGGAAGCCCCCACUCCCUGCAGCCAGCAGCAGAGCAGGGAGGAGGCUGCUGGAGAGCAUCACGCAUCCGUCCAGACACAGGGAUGUAGGAAGAGCUGUGCACAGUGCUCAGGCUGAGCACAGAGACAAAGACAGCACAGACAAGCAGGCCUAGAAGUGUGUAUGGAAGGUAUGUGAUGGAUUUUGUCCCACAAAUUGGAGAGGUGGGAGCUGAUCCCCAUUUUCUGGCUCCAUGGGGACUUGCAGCUACAGAACUCUUGCACAGGUGUGACAGUGUGGAUGUUUAACCCACAGAACCGUAGGGUAUCUUUAUUCCUCCCCCAGAGGAUGGAAAAUAGGUGGGGGCUCACAGCAGACCCUGGCAUUGCUUUGCAGAUGUCUUGGCCCUCAUCUGGGAGCCAAUAUUUGUAAGGAGCUCUUGGUGCAGUUGAUCUCCUUUUGUGGCUGAAAAAUGAAGGAGGAAGAGUAAAGGUUUAGCAGGGCUUAGUGGGGAGUUACCUUUUUUAUAGCCCUCUUAAUAAGGCACAGGGAGUUGGCUAGGGAAGAGCAUGCACAUGGAGCACUUUGGUUUUGAUUUGUUUGGUCCCUGUUGACCAAGCCUUGCCAUGGUGACGUGUAAGGCAACAAAAAUCACACACUGGGCGCCGUUCAGGCUCACGUCUCCUGUUUUAGGGCCAUCUCUCCUGUCCGUGGCCCAGAUUUGAGAGCUGCCUGCACCAAUCCCCAGGAGCUGUGCACCCGUGGGUGGCCUGGUGCUGGUUGGGGACACCAGCUGAGGUGCAGUGCAGCUCCAGUGCCCUGUGGGGCAUCCAGGGAACUGAAGACAUCUGCCUGCAAGAGCCUGGGUGGCUGUGUCCCCAGCAGAGUCCUGCUGGCAGUACACACUGAGGGAGAGCUGUAAAGGACACCAUCAGACACCGCUCUGUCAUUACAAGGAGAUAAGGCAGAUCCUCUCCCCUUUCCAGUUUCUUCUUGGUUGGUGAAAUACACGUGUCAGAGCAAAGUGCAGCGUUAGUGACGUCUUUGUCCUGCACGUUUCCCAGGGCACAGCCUGGUCUUGGUAUGCGCGGUGCCAAAGGUACCAGUCACUGCUGAUUUCUCCUAAUGCUGCAAAUUCUUUUUUCUAUGUGAGAAAAAAACUUAGGGAAUGAAGUGCCUCGUUUCGUGUGUCAUCUGAAGCAGCUGAUUGCAAGGCAAAAUCCCCAUUUGGGACAACGUAAUUUUUGCAGAUCUCACAGGUGCUGGGUGACCCAUGUGGGAUCUCACGCAUUGACUUGUGCCAUUCUCUGUCAGGAAGGAGAGAACCUAUUGCCAGGUCAGGCUGGAGCACGAGACGGUCCUGUCCCUUGCUGUGUCCUACUCUUGCAGGUGCCAGCUGCUUUUGGAAAAAAAGGCAGAGUGCUUGUGACAGAAACCUGCAGGGUAACGUCCCAUGGAGGAAGCUGGUUCCUGAACCGGAUCAGUUAACAGCUGGUGCAUGCCCGAGAGAGGUGGGCUCGUGUGUCUCCUUGUGUUAAUUAGUGCCACUUAGGGUGCAGGGUGAAGCUUGUGCCUGUUAGGAAAUGUCUGUUUUCUGUGCAAUUUUCAUUCUGCCCCAGUGUCUGUCCCGUUCAGGGAGGAACCUUGGGAACAGGGCAGGGUGCCACGGUGUGCAGCAGGGUCCUUUGCAGCCCUCACUCGGUGUUUCUCAAUGCAAAGUGUAACGUGCAGCCUCACUGUGUUAUCUUAACCCAGCACGUGCAAAUUCUGUAUUCUGGGAUUAUUAUUAUUUUCUUUUAAUCCAACCCACCUAUGAUUAUGUACAAAGAUACCGCUGCCCUGCCUGGGAGCAAGGGAUGGAGGUGGCGGGGGCAAGGAGUGAGCCCUGUGCUUUUAGGAAGCCUGCUUGGACGUCGCUGAAGCCUCUCCAACCCCAGGCAGUGUCCCAGGGGAGAGGAGAAGGGAAAGGGCAGCAGCAGGCUGAAAGCCUUGGGCACAGGUUGUCUCUCCUGCAGCUGGCCCUGCUCGGCAGGCAGGCCCUGCCAGUCCCCGCACCGCAGCUGAUGCUGAUGUUUUGGCAGAUUUCAUUAUCAGCCUGGCGGGCUGCCAGCGUGUCCCCCGACGAAUUCAAAGCUGAAAAGGGAAAACAGUAUUUUUAACGGGUUCCAGCUCAGCAAAUGCUGAGCUGCAAUUCACAGGGCAAAGACAAGACGCUCCGGCAGCCCGAGGGAAUUCCCUCUCCCGAAUAUCCGUGGUUUGCUGCAGAAAGCAGGAGCCAAAGCGCUUCCCCAGGAGAUGGGCUCAGCAACCUUUGGUAAUGGCAAGGGUUGGCUGGUUAAUGGAGAGGGCUCCGUCGCCUCUCCAGCACCAGUUAAUGCAUCUAAUCCCUCAACACGGUCUGCUCUAUGGUGCGGUAAGUUGCAGUGCGUCCUAAUUUCCUCUGUUAAAACAGGAAUUCCUUUUAUCAGUUCUCCAGCCAGUCUUCAGCACACGAUGGGAGUGCAAACAGAAGCUUUCUCUUUGCCUUCCCAGCCCCAUUUGUGAUUACUCGAAGCAGGAAAUCUGUCCAGGUUUCUAAUCAUAUUUAAACAAACCUGAUAAAGUGAGCUAUCUCUUAAUCCAUUUAAUAUGAGGCACACGGCUGUUGUGCAGAGCCUGCUGUUAAGUUGCUAUAUUUAACUUAUCCACAAACAGGAGCAGGGCCGGGAAGCACCCAUGAGCCGCACGACGGCACCUGUUUCUCUGUGACCUGCAAGGAAACACAAAGUCCUUGCUGAAAAAGUGAGCAGAUGAGAGAGAGGCUGGAGGAGCAAUAAGGAGCAGUGGGGAUCCAAAUUGCCUAGCAUGUGGGCGCAGUCGAGCUGUGCGCAUCUCAGCAUCGCUAAAUGUCAGGCUGUGUGUCUGGGAAGAGAUGAAGCUGGCUGCACGGAGACGGGAGGGGACUGCAGUCAGGAAAGCGAUGUCUGAAAGCAUCCUGAGGGCUGCUGGUCAUCACAGGAGGGGCGUGGAGCUGUGAGUGACAUCUGGGGGCAUUAGUAGCUGCUUUUGGCAGAAGACGGAGGUGUUUACUCCUGCCCCCUGCUCCGAGCAGCGCUGCGACUGGAUGUCAUUCCUGUACAGCUGCUCACCCACAGCAGUGUAUGACAAGCAAACGACAAACUGGAGACAGUGCAGACAACAACAACAAGCAGAAAUCAAGAGCUGCCUUCUUGUCUGAGAGCAAAGGAGCUCUAACUGCUGGGCAUGGCUGAGGAGUGACCGGGUGGAAGCUUUCACCUCCCUGUGCCAGGGGAACAUGACCUGUAGCCCAGCAAAAGCACUGAGGGGCAUCAGUGCCAGUAAAGGUGCAUCUGCAUGGAGCACAGGUGCUUGGGUUUGCGUUAUUUCCCUUCCCCUCUUGAACAUCCUUGAGAUGCCCAGCACCGAGGGCAAUCUAGGCAGUGACCUUUUCAAGUCUAACAGGAGCAGUCGAUCCCUAUCUUGUUUUUGGGGAGCUGGGGGUCAAGUUUGCUGGACAAUAUUUGUGUCAUCCGCUGGGUCAGGGAUACCUAGGGCCCUGCAGUGUAUGGGAAGCCUGGUCCAGGCAGGAUGUGUGCUUGUGGUGUUCUCUGUGCUUCCCUGACCUUUUCCCACUAAGCCCAGAGUCUCUUGUGACUGGGGAGGGUUGGUUGGGGUGGGUCUGUGGUACACGCUCAGCCCCACGCAGGGUUUUGCUGUGUGGAGAGACUGCACCCAGGUGCACAUCUGGAAGGUCUCUGGCUGCUGAUAAAUAACUCCCAUUCCGGCCUUCUGGAAGGGUUGCAGGGAAGGCUGUGAGCCAGGUGGAAGGUGGGUGGGAUAUCUGGAAGGAUCCUUUGGCAAUUAAAAAUGUAUGGACAGUU
This is a messenger RNA of Anas platyrhynchos (mallard), 6904 nucleotides long. The record is from RefSeq and is a predicted model, not a curated record. NCBI's taxonomy places the organism in Eukaryota, Metazoa, Chordata, Aves, Anseriformes, Anatidae.